Molecule: messenger RNA, 1275 nt
Organism: Zygosaccharomyces rouxii
Lineage: Eukaryota; Fungi; Ascomycota; Saccharomycetes; Saccharomycetales; Saccharomycetaceae
Product: glycosyltransferase family 15 protein
Exons: 1
Coding region: 1-1275 (424 amino acids)
Biological process (GO): cell wall mannoprotein biosynthetic process; protein N-linked glycosylation
Cellular component (GO): Golgi apparatus; membrane
Molecular function (GO): alpha-1,2-mannosyltransferase activity
Source: RefSeq, a predicted model, not a curated record
AUGUUAAGAAAUCAAACAAGAAGACCAUUUGUGGUGAUUAUAUUCCUGCUAGCGUUAUUUGGGCUUUACCUCACCUACAUACUAUCAUUGGUAUUAUUGAACUGCCUCGAAGGUAGCAGGAUAGAAAAAGAUCUUUUUGAGAGAUCAAGAGAAGUCGCUGAAAAGUAUCAGUCACAUAGAGGUCGUCAUUUCAAAAAACCGUUGAAAUUGUCGAGUAACAGUUACGAUGAUGAGAUGAAUGGAUUCACUUUCCACAAAGUUCCCCAAAGGGAAAACGCCACUCUGUUGAUGCUGGUACGCAACUGGGAGUUAAAUGGAGCACUGAAAUCUAUGAGAUCUCUCGAGGACAGGUUCAACAGAGAUUAUCACUAUGACUGGACCUUUUUGAACGAUGAACCCUUUGACGAUGCCUUUAUAGAAGCUACUACAGCGAUGGCAAGUGGGAAAACGCAAUAUGCAUUGGUACCCCCAGAACAUUGGAAUCGUCCCAAUUGGAUCGAUGAGGAGGAAUUCGAAAGACGUCUACAAUUAAUGGAAGAGAAAGGUGUACUCUAUGGUGGAACUCGUUCCUACCGUAAUAUGUGUCGGUUUAACUCUGGUUACUUCUUUAGACAAAAAGUAUUAGAGCCUUACGAUUACUACUUCCGUGUGGAACCUGAUGUGGAAUACUACUGUGAUUUCCCUUACGAUCCUUUUAAAGUGAUGAGACGAAACAACAAGAAAUAUGGGUUUGUAAUUGCAAUUUACGAGUAUGAGGAUACGAUUCCCACUUUAUGGGAUGCAGUAGAGGAGUUUAUUGAGGAUAAUAAAGAAAUUGUGGAUAUGGAAAACAAUUCGUACGACUUCAUUACAGACUCUGAAGUAGUAGGAACUUUUACACCAAUUGUGGAUUCGAACAGUGAUUAUAACUUGUGCCAUUUCUGGUCAAACUUUGAAAUCGGUGACCUAAACUUCUUCAGAAGUGAAAGAUACAAGAAGUAUUUUGAAUAUUUGGACUCCAAAGGUGGAUUUUAUUAUGAAAGAUGGGGUGACGCACCCGUUCAUAGUAUUGGUGUUUCACUUUUACUAAACCGCGAUGAAAUUAUACAUUUUGAUGAGUUAGCUUACUAUCAUAACCCUUAUUAUACAUGUCCCGCUUCACAUAAUAUGAGAAUCCAACAGAGGUGCCAGUGUAAUCCUCAUGAGGAUGGCCAUGUUGAUAUUGAUCCCAAUAGUUGUUUGAUGAGAUGGUGGAAAAAUGGUGCUGGGAAAACUUUUCUCAAAGAUGACCAAUAA